UUCAUUUUCUCUCAUUACAUGAAGAGACAAUUGUUUUUUUCCAUUUAUAUUCAAAAUAAGAUGAUAAUUUUAUUUAAUUUUGUGUCUGUAUGAAAAAAAAAGUAAAGUAGUGUCAGUUGAUCAAGUCCAUGAGCAAUUGCAUAUUGCGUAGUCCACUGACUCAUUCUCAACUCACUUCAGUGUUGUCAUCGUGUCAUAGUGCAAGUUUCUGUCAAUACAUCAAUUUUUUACUCUUUUAAGUAAUAAUAAACAAUAUAUAAAUAUUUUCGCAACACUCUACACGUCGUGAGGGCAUCUAACAACCGCUUAAGUGCAUUCAUUAACCCAAAUUAGGGCACAAUGGGUGAACGCAAGGGACAGAAUCUAUACUAUCCCCCCGACUAUGACCCAAAAGCGGGUGGUCUCAACAAGUUCCUGGGGACUCAUGCUCUUCGGGAACGAGCCCGCAAGCUGCACAUGGGUAUUCUGAUCAUAAGAUUUGAAAUGCCAUUCAAUAUCUGGUGCGAGGGCUGUGGGAAUCACAUUGGUAUGGGGGUGCGUUACAACGCUGAGAAAAAAAAAAUUGGAAUGUAUUACAGCACUCCCUUGUACUCCUUUCGAAUGAAGUGUCAUCUGUGUGACAAUCAUUUUGAAAUUAAAACAGAUCCAGCGAAUCUCACAUAUGUGAUUGAGAGUGGCGCUCGUCGUCAGGAGAAUCGUUGGGAUCCGAAGGAAAAUGAACAAGUGGUCCCCGAGACAAAAGAAGUAUCGAAGAGGCUUUACGACGAUGCAAUGUUCAAAUUAGAGCACGGAGUGGAGGAUUUAAAAGGUGCUAAAACCCAGGAUCCAGCCAUCAAGAAAAUCCUGGCUAAAAAUGAGUCCAGGUGGCUGGACGAUUACUCCGCGAAUGCUGCACUUCGCGCUGCCUUCAGAAAUCGCAAGAACGAGGACAAAGAAAGGAGAACGGAGCUUCCUCUGUUGAAAAGUGUUGGAGUUGAGCUGGAGCUGGUGGACGAGCACGAGGAUGAUGUUAAACUGGCGAGGAUUCUCAUGCAGAAUAAGAAGAGAGAUUCCAGAAGCAAGAGCUCCUCUCUCAAGCGGUUGGCGUCGCUCCUUUCGAAAUCCAAAACUAAACGAAGGGGAAUUUCAGGUACUUCGAGUAAACCACGAAUUAUCGAGCAGAAAAAAGUAUCGAAUGCCUCCGAGAGCUCGGGCUCCUCGAGCAAAAAUACAUCACUAGUGUCUUAUGAUUCCUCCGGUUCUGAUGGUGAUUAGUUGUAAGGAAGUCUCGAGAGGUUGAACAUUAUAAAAUUCGUUGAUUUAGCUGGACUGACAAAUUAGACAUAAAUAAAUGUUGUAAAUAUACAAUGAG
Diachasmimorpha longicaudata is the source of this 1351-nucleotide messenger RNA. RefSeq names its product coiled-coil domain-containing protein 130 homolog. Bases 340 to 1254 code for a protein of 304 amino acids. Gene Ontology annotation, cellular component: post-mRNA release spliceosomal complex; U2-type spliceosomal complex. The record is from RefSeq and is a predicted model, not a curated record. NCBI's taxonomy places the organism in Eukaryota, Metazoa, Arthropoda, Insecta, Hymenoptera, Braconidae. Gene Ontology annotation, biological process: mRNA splicing, via spliceosome. The transcript is spliced from 3 exons.